UCUCAUUCUGCGGAAGUGACGAGUACGUGGUGUAACUGAAAAAUUAAAUUCCAACCGCGAACUGGAGAAACCGGUUCGAAGUGGAACCUAUAAAACCGCGCUUUGUCCCUCGUAUUCAAUCUCCUAAAACCCCCCACUACGCCUCAACGCCCAAAUCCUCUCCAAAACCCUAAUUCAUACUCCUUCUCCCUCUUCAUCGCCUCUCUGCUUCCUCUCUCUCUCUCUCUCUCUCUAACCGGUGCUUCAAUGGCGACACAAUCGCUGGACGAAGCCACCGCCAAGGAAGUCCUCCGACAGGUGGAGUUUUACUUCAGUGACAGCAAUCUGCCGCGGGACAAGUUCUUAUCCAGCACUGUUGCAUCCAGCGAAGAUGGCUUGGUAAGCCUGGCUCUGAUAUGCUCAUUCAAGAAAAUGAAGGGUUACUUGAAGCUGCAAGAGGCCAAUCAGGACGAAAUUCCUGAGGAUACGUUGAAGGCAGUUGCUGAUACUCUUGCAAAGUCUACUUCUCUUAAACUCUCUGAAGAUGGUAAAAGAGUUGGUAGGAUUGGUCCUCUAAUGAAAACAGAAGAGUUAGUGGAACAAUUGGAUGGAAGAACGAUUGCUGUAUCACCGUUGCCUUAUGAUGUGAACCGUGAUGCAUUGAGGACAUUCUUCAGUCAAUAUGGCCAGGUGACUAGUCUGAGGCUGCCUAACCAUCUAGCUAGCAAAAAGGUAUUGUGUGGCACUGCUUUGGUUGAGUUUUCGACUGAUGAAGAGGCUGACAAGGUCUUAGGUCAAAGUUUGGAAUUUGAAGGUGUACAGCUAGAACUGAAACCAAAGUACACAAAGGGCCUGAUCGUUGCUUUUAAACUGAAAAGCAUAUCAACGGGAGAUGAGGCAAAGCAGAAUGGUAACCAGGAAUCUGUUAAAGAUGGCGAGCCUGUCUCUAAAGCAGCUGACGAAAUGCCUACAACUUCCGUCGAGAAAACUACUGAAGAAGCUCAGGGGAAGUCUUCAGAAAACGAUGCUGAUAGUAACAAGGAAGAAGGUGCUGCUAUGGAUACUGAGAAGGUUGAUAAUGAAAAUGUCUCUGGAAACGAGGAAACAAAGAAUGAUGAGGAGGAAGAGUCGAAUAAAGAUUCUGUUGAGAAGGAUGUGAAACAGGGCAACAGAUUUGACCUUGCUGCAUGCAAGAACGACAAGAACGUCAUGUUGCGUGAGGAUCUCAAAGCUGCCUUCUCUAAAUUUGGCGCUAUUAAGUUUAUUGAUUUUAAAAUUGGAGAGGAUUCCGGAUAUUUGAGAUUCGAGAAACCCGAAGCAGGUCAGAAGGCUCGUGCUGCUGCAAUCUUGGCAGAGGAGGGAGGGCUGAUUGUUAAAAACUUUGUUGUCUCUUUAGAACCAGUAUACGGUAAACAAACUCAAUCCUUCACCCAUCUUUAACUAGUUAAUCGUUCGAUACUUGCUUUUGUUGCUUUAUAUAUGAGAGGGUGAAUGAACAAAUUGCCAUCAUAGCAUGAAGGAUGAUUUUUGAACAGUCCCUCCUUCCAGGCUUAGUCUGUUGUGUAACUUAAGUAAAACGCCUAGUAAUCAUCAGUUGGGAAGAUGUAGCAAUCCUCUAGUUAUUUUCAGCAUCUCAGACUUUCGAUUAGUCAAACUAUAAGUGUACAACAUUCUGUGUGGCAUGUAGGUGAUAAGGAGGCAGAGUAUUGGGCUCAGGUCCGAGCCAAUCAAGACAACCGCAGGGUUAGUUUCAGCAACCGAGGAGGAAGGGGAGGCAGAUUCCACCGUGGUGGUAAGCAUCCUCGUUCGAGGGAUAACAAUUCGGGAAGAGGUGGUCGUAACAAGUUCCAAAAGGUUGGAGCCUGAGUUUGAAUCUCGGUUAAAACUAGCAAUGCCUCUUUAUGAUCUCUGUCCCCUAUGCUGUGUUGUUGUCUGAUGGUAGUGGGUGUGUGGGGAUUGAACUUUUUGUUUUGUAAACUUGGUGAAGUUAUUCGGAGAUAAAUUUUGCCUUUAUUAGCCUUUAUAAUGCAUGGUAUUAUUUGAAGUUUAUUGCUGGCACAAUUUCCUUCUCUGUGAUGGAUGUGCUAUUGACUAUUGCCUGUGUAGUUGUGAAUGUCAGAUUUAUUAUAACCAUAGGUUCGUCAUAAAAUGUUCUCAGUCGAAUACUAUAUGGAAAUGGGUUUAUAAUAGUGCAGGAAAACUAUUAUGGGAG
Linum tenue is the source of this 2191-nucleotide messenger RNA. The record is from the annotation of a GenBank genome assembly. Lineage: Eukaryota; Viridiplantae; Streptophyta; Magnoliopsida; Malpighiales; Linaceae.